Molecule: messenger RNA, 2161 nt
Organism: Stegastes partitus (bicolor damselfish)
Lineage: Eukaryota; Metazoa; Chordata; Actinopteri; Pomacentridae
Product: far upstream element-binding protein 2-like
Exons: 18
Coding region: 69-2078 (669 amino acids)
Biological process (GO): regulation of DNA-templated transcription
Molecular function (GO): RNA binding
Source: RefSeq, a predicted model, not a curated record
UCCUUUACACUCCUGCGCAGCUUCUUCCCGGUUCUCUGCUCCGUCUGCCCGCCUGGCUUCUGGUCGACAUGUCGGAGUACAACGCGGUUCCUCCGCCCGGCUCGGGGCCUCCUCUCGGCGGACAGGCAGCUCUCGGUAACGGAGCCGGAGGCAUCAAGAAGGAUGCCUUCGCGGACGCGGUGCAGCGGGCCCGGCAGAUUGCAGCAAAGAUUGGAGGUGAUGCCGGUCCUCCCGUUAACAACAACGCUGCGUCAGAUGGCUUUUCUUUCACUGCACAGAAGCGGCAGCUGGAGGAUGCAGAUGAACCAGAGAGCAAGAAGCUGGCAGCGCAGAGUGACAUGGACUCAGCCAAAGCGCUGUCUAUCGGUGCACAGUUAGCUGCUCUCGCACAGCAAAGACCUUCCUCCGCCACAGAGGAGUACAGCGUUCCCGACAGCAUGGUGGGCCUCAUUAUCGGCCGUGGAGGCGAACAGAUCAACAAAAUCCAGCAGGAGUCGGGUUGCAAGGUUCAGAUAGCUCCAGAUAGCGGAGGCCUUCCAGAGAGGAGCGUCUCUCUCACAGGCUCCCACGAUUCCAUACAGAACGCCAAGAGGCUGCUGGAUGAGAUAGUGUCACGAGGAAGGGGCACGCCCCCUUCUUCUUAUCACGAGUCCACCAACGGGCAAAACGGCACGGUCCAUGAGAUGAUGAUCCCAGCUGGCAAGGCCGGCCUCGUCAUCGGCAAGGGAGGAGAGACCAUCAAGCAGCUCCAGGAGCGUGCAGGCGUGAAGAUGAUUCUGAUCCAGGACGCCUCUCAGGGACCCAACGUUGACAAGCCUCUGCGCAUCAUCGGAGAGCCGUACAAAGUCCAGCAAGCCCAGGAAAUGGUGCAGGAGAUUCUGAGGGAGAGAGACCACAGCGGCUUCAGUGAAAGGAAUGAGUUCGGCUCUCGAAUGGGAGGAGGCAUGGAUAUCCCAGUUCCACGACACUCGGUCGGUGUGGUCAUUGGACGCAACGGAGAGAUGAUCAAGAAGAUCCAGAACGAUGCCGGAGUCAGGAUACAGUUCAAACAAGACGACGGCACCGGUCCUGACAAGGUCGCCCACAUCAGUGGUCCGCCUGACCGCUGCGAGCACGCCGCCCAGAUCAUCAACGACCUGCUGCAGAGCAUCCGGGUCCGAGAGGAGGGCCAGGGGGGUCCCCCAGGUCCUCCAGGGAUGCCUGCAGGCAACAGGGGCAGAGGUGGGGGACAAGGUGGCUGGGGUCCCCCUGGAGGGGAAAUGACCUUCUCUAUUCCUGCCCACAAGUGUGGGCUUGUGAUCGGCCGCGGAGGAGAGAACGUCAAGUCCAUCAACCAGCAGACGGGAGCCUUUGUGGAAAUCUCUCGACAGCCACCCCCCAACGGAGACCCCAACUUCAAACUGUUCAUCAUUCGGGGGUCGCCACAGCAGAUCGACCAUGCCAAGCAGCUCAUCGAAGAGAAGAUCGAGGGUCCUCUGUGUCCUGUGGGCCCGGGGCCAGGUGGACCUGGUCCUGCUGGUCCGAUGGGUCCCUACAAUCCCAACCCAUACAACCCCGGACCACCUGGGGCUCCUGGACCCCCACAGGGGGGUCCUCCAGGUCCUCACCAGUACACCCCUCAGGGCUGGAGCAACACCUACCAGCAGUGGCAGCCCCAGCCACCCCACGACCCCAGCAAGGCAGCAGCCAAUGAUCCCAACGCAGCCUGGGCGGCCUACUACGCUCAGUACUACCAGCAGCCGUCAGGGGCUGUGCCCGCCCAGUACCCCGCAAACCCAGCCGGAGGCGGCCAAGCGUCCGGAGACCAGACCCAGCCUGCACAGACCCCAGGGGGCCAGCCAGACUACACCAAGGCCUGGGAGGAGUACUACAAGAAGAUGGCCCAGGCAGGCGGCUCUGUACCUGGGACAGCAGCUGCAGCUCCAGGAGCAGCUGGAGGAGCGGCGUCCUCGACAGGAGGCCAGCCGGACUACAGCGCCGCCUGGGCAGAGUACUACCGGCAGCAGGCGGCCUACUACGGCCAGACUGGACCGGCGCCCGGCCAGCCAGCCGCUCCACAGCAGGGACAGACGCAGUGAGAGUUCACGGCAGGACGUCUGCAGGCUGCUGGAGAAGACGACCGUGAACUCUAGGCCAGGAUCUAGCCAUUUAAGUUCUAUUU